Molecule: messenger RNA, 1143 nt
Organism: Trametes versicolor FP-101664 SS1
Lineage: Eukaryota; Fungi; Basidiomycota; Agaricomycetes; Polyporales; Polyporaceae
Exons: 7
Coding region: 1-1143 (380 amino acids)
Source: RefSeq, a predicted model, not a curated record
AUGUUGCCUUUGCGCGCCGCGGGGAUCUUGUCCACCACAGUUCAGGGCGUUCUCUAUGGCUACGCUGUGUUCAUGUUCAUGCUGGCCAUGUGGAUCAUGCUGCGGGAUCGUAAACAUCGACAGGUCAACUACGCACUAGUAGGGGCGGGGUGCUCGCUCAUGGUGCUCGCGACUGCGGAGAUGGCGGUCAACAUUGCUCGCAUCUACCAAGGAUUCAUCACGAUAGGUCCUUUCGUGCCCGGGGGGCCGGAGGCGUGGUUUAGUGCCGUGUCAGACCCUACGUUCGUUGCGAAGAGCGUGUUCUACAACACGCAAACACUCAUUCUUGACGCUGUCGUGAUUUACCGGACAUAUAUCGUAUGGCAAAGUGUGCUCGUUGUGAUCCUUCCCAUGAUUGGCUGGUGUGGAUUGUUAGGCAAGUUCACGCCAAUGAUCGGCGGCUCGAUUGGCUUGAACAUCGCCCUGGUGAAUUCUUCGAAACAUUCUGGGGAUGUGUUCGCGGUCCAGACCGGUCGAUGGAUCACGGCAGUGUACGCGUUGACUCUGGGCACGAACCUUUCAUCCACACUCCUUCUGGCGGGCAGGAUCUGGACAGUCACUCGGCGGUCGGCGCAGUAUCGCGCGUCUGACUUCCUUGGCCCAGUCUUGCGCGUCAUUAUCGAGAGCGGCGCGAUCUACUCGAUGACCAUCACCGCGGCUCUCAUCUCCUUCGUCGUGAAGUCCAACGGCGUAUACGUCAUCCUCGACCUCAUCUCUCCCAUCAUCUCUAUCGUGUUCAACAUGCUUAUCAUCCGCAUCGGCCUCGCCAGCGACCGCAGCUUCCUCGCUGCGGGCAGCAACACCGCGCAGGGGACUUGGGCCGCGGCUGCGUCUGCGUCUAUCGUGGACCGCGCUGUGCGGCGGCGCACCGACGGCACGUACGCGAUGAAGGACCUCAAGGUCGAGAUCACGCAGGUCAUCGAGAACGACUCCGAGUACACGAUGGUUGACGCAGCGAGUCCAGCCAUACGGACGCGCGAGCACGAUCCGCGCAUGAUGCGCGACAUUCUCGACGUUGACGUAGACUCGGGCUCAGAGUCCCCACGGUCCUCGGUGCACCGCUCGCCGAUAGAGAAGGCGCCCGUCGAGGACGGCUCUGUCUGA